Haemonchus placei is the source of this 318-nucleotide messenger RNA. The record is from the annotation of a GenBank genome assembly. NCBI's taxonomy places the organism in Eukaryota, Metazoa, Nematoda, Chromadorea, Rhabditida, Trichostrongylidae.
AUGCCAUCCUCGGACGAUCCAGUGAAUGGGGCUAUCUUCGGCGAAGGAGAGUCCUGGGCUAACAUCGCAAUGAUUGGAAUAGCCUUCAACCGACUCCCUACUGCUGUAAAAGAUUCAUUUAGUUUAGACGACAAAGAAGCAUUGUCUUCAUUGAAGCGGUGCGCGAGGGCCGAAGUCUGCGAACGGGCUUCCCUCCACACCUGUGUGAUAGCAGCUGAAGCUGCAUGGCGAAGUGCCUUCCCAUCCUUAACAUGCAAUACAGCCGAGUCAUCCAAUCUAGAGAGAGAGUUAUCUAAUGGUGCCGUGACGGAACCGUAG